CAGCCAAGGCCACUUCCGGUAGCCGGCCUGUGGCGGAUCCCGCCUUGGCCGCCGCGUCCCCGCAGGCGCCUCUUUCUCGGCCGCCGCCGCCGCCGCGGCGCCUCGCCUGAUGGCGGCCGGCUGAGGGCGGUCAGGCCCGGCUCGGCCUUCCCUCGGCUCGCUAUGGCCGGCGAGGAGCCGCAGAAGUUCCUGGCGCCCGACGAGCCCGGCGCCAUCCUCUCGCCGCUGCCGCCGCCCCGCCACCCGCCCGGCCUGGGCGACGAGGGCCCGGCCUGCCUGGACGUCAGCGACUUCGGCUGCCACCUCUCCUCCUGCCACCGCACCGACCCGCUGCGCCGCCUGCACGCCCACAGGUGGAAUUUAACGUCUUGUGGCACAAGCGUAGCCAGCUCCGAAUGUAGCGAGGAGCUCUUCUCUUCAGUUUCUGUGGGCGACCAGGAUGACUGUUUCUCUCUCUUGGAUGACCAGGAGUUGACCUCUUUCGACCUGUUCCCUGAGGGGAGUGUCUGCAGUGAUGUCUCUUCCUCCAUUAGCACAUACUGGGACUGGUCAGAUAGUGAAUUUGAAUGGCAGCUCCCUGGCAGUGACAUUGCAAGUGGGAGUGAGGUGCUGUCUGACAUAAUUCCCAGCAUCCCAAGCUCCCCUUGCCUGCUUCCGAAAAAGAAGAACAAACACCGGAAUCUCGAUGAACUUCCCUGGAGUGCGAUGACCAACGAUGAGCAGGUGGAAUAUAUUGAAUAUCUGAGUCGGAAAGUCAGCAUGGAAAUGGGUCUUCGAGAGCAGCUUGACAUUAUUAAAAUUAUUGAUCCGAUGGCUCAGAUUUCGCCCACAGACAAUGAAUUUAUUAUCGAACUGAACUGUCUCACGGAUGAAAAGCUGAAACAGGUCCGAAAUUACAUCAGGGAGCACGGCCCUCGGCAGCGGUCAGCCAGGGAGACCUGGAAGCGGAGCAGCUACAGCGGGGGCAGCGCCAGCGGUGUGAGCGGCGUGAGCGGCAGCAGCAGCAGCGCAAGCAUGGUCAGCUCGGCCAGCAGCAGCAGUUCAAGCAUUGGGAACUCGGGUUCGAAUUCCAGCGCCAACCUCAGUCGGGCUCACAGUGAGAAUAACUUAUCGACGAGUGCUGCAGAACGUAUCCGGGAUUCAAAAAAACGCUCCAAGCAGCGGAAACUUCAGCAAAAGGCUUUGCGGAAGAGGCAGCUGAAAGAGCAGCGCCAGGCGCGGAAGGAAAGGCUGAGCGGCUUGUUCCUGAACGAAGAGGUCUUGGCGCUAAAAGUGACCGAGGAGGACCACGAGGGAGACGUGGAUGUUUUGAUGUGAGAUAGGAAUGUAGUGAUCAGUGUUCUUUCUAAGCCUUAAGCUUCACGCUAUUGUUUACAUACACUUGUACCAAAACGUGGAUUGAAUCAGGACUAGCUGUCCUCUUUCCCCUCCUCCUCCUUAUGUCACUUACCUGUGAUUGUCUAGUUUUGGUUAUUUGGUUUUUCUUUUCUUUUUUGCAAAAUUGUAGGAAAUCAGGAAGAUGUUCUUUAAAAAGGAUGGAGUAUUUUGUUUUCAGAGCAACCCACUGGUUAAAAACAAAACAAAAGAAAACUGCAUUUCUGUCUUUCAUUCCAUUCAAAUUAUGGAAAGAAAACCCUUGGAUUUAAAUUUGAAAGUAUUUUUCUUCUGUCUUCCUGCUACGUAAGUCUUAACGGUUAAAAGAAAGGAAUAUAGUCUGUGAAAACAAUAAUAUGCUUUGUCAGGACUUUUUCUUCUUUGCCACUGCAGUUGUAGGCUAAACUUUAUUCCUUAGGUUUCUUGAAAUUGCCGCUGUAAUUUCACUUAACGUGGGGUUUCAGAACCGUACGACAGGGCUGUUCUGGUGAUCCAGUUGGUGGUUUUAAAUCUGUGUUUUUCUCUCUGUUUUCCACAAAGCAAGAGAGUAUAUUUUGGAUUAGUCGUAAUAAUGCUUUACUUGUAGAUCUUGGUAAGGCAGGCGUUUUAUGGUGGCCUGGAGUUUGGUAUCAAGCAGUGGAGAAGAAAUAAGAAAUGCUUAUUGACAAAUACAUAUUUCUUUUUCCCCAAUGCAUGUAUUUCUUCUUCUGUUCCAAAUCCCCAUAGUGUCGUGCCUUAAAAUUAAUUUGCUUUUUUUCUGUUGCUUAAUAUGGAAAUUUAGAGGACGGGGAGCAAAACGGCAAGAAUAAAGACGAUCAAAGCACCCCAAAGUUCUUCAAAGCAUAAUUAGCUCAUCCUGCUUUUUUCUUGAAGAACCCCAAGCGAACUCGCUCUUGUACAUAAAAAGAGAAUUUUUUUAUAUUGAAAAACCAGAUGUUACAGAUUCAGCUGGAGGGCUGCAUUGCUCUUUAGUUAAUAUCGAUAGCUAAUGUUGAAGAAGUGCCAUGGGAUGAAGCAGCUGUUUAGGCCAAGGUGUUUGAAAGAGUAUUGCAAUAGUCUAUGAUGUGGCCUCAAAGUAAUUUAAGCUUCCAUUAUUUGUGCAGAAGGACUGAUGAGAUUUCCUUCUCUGUUCCUAAUACUUUGAUUUUAGAUGCACAAGCUUCAGAGCUGAGCUGUGCAUUGCUUACUUUUGGACAGAAACACUUUUUUCUGUUUUAAUACUAACCAUUUUGUGCUCUCAUCUGAUUUAAAAUCUGAAUGUUGAGUAGAACAAAACGGUAGCUUGCGUGUAGUUUACUCUUUCUACCAUUUUCAGAUAAUCUAAGAAAAAGGUUUGCAUGAAGCAGUAAUCUUUGAUGACUAGAGCAGAAUGUGAAGUUUUUCAGUCCCCCCCCCCUUGUAGUUUACACAGGGGAAGUAUUUAAACUGUAUUUCAACAUUCUAUCUGAUCCAUAUUAAUGUAGUGUACACAGUACUUGGUAGAUGUCGAAUAUUUAUAGAUGUUUGAAAGCUCGCUAGAUUAUUUCUACAAGCCAAAUUCUUCUUUGUUUCAAUUUUUAAUCCUGGAUUAUAGUUUUGGCACAUAGUUACAUUUAUUAUGAUCAUCAAUUUUGCUCAAGAACAGGAAAAUUAUUCUAAAGUACUGUAGCCAAAUCAUACUCUGUGAGUACUAAGGCAGAUUAAAAUGUGGUAGCCCAAUACUCGGUGUUGUAACAAACUUUGAAGAAGUAUGAUCCCUCUUCAUAUUCUAGUCCUUAAUUUCUGUAAUUGCCCAAAAGUUUCCAAUUGCUUUAAUCCUGCCCCCCCAGCUAAUUUUUCACCUGUGUGUAUGUGUGUUAAAAUAAUGAUUGUUUACAGUGUCUCAUGUGUUGGUUCCUGGUUAACAACGGCUAAGAUAGUUUUAAAAAUUCAAAACGCUUUUGACUUAAGCUGUGGUGUAAAACCACAUGUUUUGGGGUUUUUUUAACGACUUCUUUUUUUUUUACAAAUUUAAAAGCAAUGUUGGAAUAUAGAAAGGAACUAUUUUGUAGCCCGUUGCCUGUGUUCUAUUUAUUGUAAGCUGUUUACAAGCUGCAUAAAUAUUUAAUAAAAUAACAAGGAAUUGAGAGAACAAGUAAUCUGCUUCUCUUACAAAGCUUAGGAGGAGCAUUGAAAACCUGAUUUUUUUUUUUAAAAUUGCUAUUCUGUUAGCUUGAAUGUAACUAUGAAAACCUGUUUACAUUUUGUGUCUGUCUGUGUGUUCUGCUUCCUCACCCACUACAGAUGUUCCAGUAAGCCAAGUAUUUGACUUUAAACAAAGGAGAAAAGCUUGUGUGUAAAAAAAAAAAAAAAAAGAUUGCCUAGAAUGCUUUGGUAGUUCUAACCACUGAGAUAUUUUCUUGAUCUAGAGUAAAGACUUUACUCCUUUCCAUUUUGUUUGUUUUAUUUUUCUACGUGGCGUUGAAAUAAAAGAGUUUCUAGAGAGAAAUUAUCUACAUCAAAUUGUAUAUAUGCGACUGUAAAAAGUCCUUUUCAAGGCUCCUGUAUCAUAGUUGUUGAGAAACACUGUUAUAGAACAUUAGCCAAAUGUCUUAAUUCUAAAAGAAAACCCUAAUAGGUUUGUCAUCUAUCUCUUCUUGACUUAUUCCCACCUUAUCCCUCUGGUUCACUUUAGCAAUAGUUAACUCAUCCAUCCUUUUGAAGGUUAAUAACACUUUGUUGGUGGGUCCAUCAGAUCAUGGUUUAUCCUGGCAUUCUCCGUUCAUUUGGUACAUUGGUUUAGGAUUCAACUGCUGUAGGGAAUGAGAUUGAGGUGGUUACCCUUCUUCCCUCUGGGGUCAAAUGUUUGUGUACUUUCUUGAGGUCUUUGUGGGAAAUUUUAGGUAAUAUGGCAACUUGACUAAUCAAUUCAAAAGUCAUUAUUACAUCAGGUUGAGCUCACGAGCCUCUUACUUAAGUGUGGGCAUGUGUAAAGGCAGAGUGCAGUGCAUGCGGCCUCAUAUGUGCUUUUUAUAAUCUGGUUGAGAGAUAAUAGUGUGUAAUAAUGGGUGAAAACAAAUGUGAGCUUCAUAACCAAAGCAAAGAGACAAAUUUUUAACUUUGGCGAGGAUGCUUGAAAUGGAGAUCUAUAUCUAUCUAUCUAUCUAUCUAUCUAUCUAUCUAUCUAUCUAUCUAUCUAUCUAUCUAUCUAUCUAUCUAUCUAUCUACCUACCUACCUACCUACCUACCUACCUACCUACCUACCUACCUACCUACCUACCUACCUACCUACCUGAACUGUUUCCUAAUUUUCUGCCACAAUGUAUAUUGAAACAGACUUGUAUAUACAAUUUUUCAUUGUACAUUCUGUAUCUACUUACUGUAGUGUUUGUAGAAUCCAUUCCUGUUUUGUCCUUGAUGUUGCAAAAAUUUAACUGCUAAGUAUAAAUAUUGGGCAUCGUGAUUUGCUCCCUCCCCCCUUAGCUCUGAAUUGUAUUUAAAAAUGGUCACAUAAAAAUAAUAGUCUGGGUUGGCAUUAAAGACAAGAUAUGCUGAUGCAAA
Molecule: messenger RNA, 4893 nt
Organism: Crotalus tigris (Tiger rattlesnake)
Lineage: Eukaryota; Metazoa; Chordata; Lepidosauria; Squamata; Viperidae
Gene: FAM199X
Product: family with sequence similarity 199, X-linked
Exons: 7
Coding region: 163-1317 (384 amino acids)
Source: RefSeq, a predicted model, not a curated record